Messenger RNA from Glossina fuscipes, 1005 nucleotides. Its product is annotated as POC1 centriolar protein homolog. The transcript has a single exon. The record is from RefSeq and is a predicted model, not a curated record. Bases 1 to 1005 code for a protein of 334 amino acids. Gene Ontology annotation, molecular function: protein binding. NCBI's taxonomy places the organism in Eukaryota, Metazoa, Arthropoda, Insecta, Diptera, Glossinidae.
AUGAAUUCCGAGGGAAAUGGAGAUCCUUAUCUAGAAAGGUACUUUGUGGGUCAUACAAAACCGGUAACCCAAGUACGGUUCAGUCCGGACGACAGCACAAUUGCUACCAGUUCGGCAGAUUCUACUGUCGUUUUAUGGGAUAUAAAGCAACCCAUCCGUUGUCUUUGCUUCACGGAACAUGCGGACAGUGUGAACGGCAUUAGCUGGUCUCCGAAUUCGAAUUUCAUUGCCUCUUGUUCUCAAGACGGCAUUGUUAACAUUUGGGAGCCUAAAGAAAAUUGUAUUUGCCAACAAUUUUUACUCAAUGACCAACCCGUACGUUCGGUCGACUUUCAUCCUAUCGAUCCUGCCACUGUGGUAACGGCCUCGGACGAUAAAUCAGUGAAACUAUGGCACGUCGAUCAAAAAAAAUGCAUCACUUCUUUCGCUAGCUAUGAAGGUUUGGUAAGCUCGGCUAAAUUUAGUCCUAACGGUCAGUUGGUUGCAUCUUGCGGCGAUGAUAAGUCAUUGCGUAUAUUUGAUAUAAAAUCGGGCGAAUGCGUUUGGUGUCUGACAGAAGAGCGCGGUAUGGGGCGACAAUUGGCUUGGCAUCCAAACGGUAAUAUCGUGGCUGUGGCUUUAAGUUGCUGCCAGGUAAACGUAUUCGAUUUGGUUGCUCAAGAGCUCGUUCAGCUCUAUCAAGUGCAUAGCGAGCCCGUUAAUGAUUUGGCUUUUCAUCCUAGCGGCAAUUUUUUGCUUACUGGAAGUGAUGAUGCAACAGUAAAAAUUUUGGAUUUGUUAAAGGGCAAGCCUAUAUACACGCUUACAGGUCACAUUGGUGGAGUUACUGCAGUGGCUUUCAAUAAUGACGGUUCGCGUUUCGCUUCUGCUGGUUGCGAUAGACAACUGAUUGUUUGGAAAAUUCAAACACCUUUUGAUGUCAUUAUAAAGCAAGAGCAAUCAUCGGCCGAGCUUGAUCUAUCCGAUUCUUAUGACGAAGAUGUCGGUUUUAAAGGCAUUUUCUAA